Messenger RNA from Protopolystoma xenopodis, 963 nucleotides. NCBI's taxonomy places the organism in Eukaryota, Metazoa, Platyhelminthes, Monogenea, Polystomatidea, Polystomatidae. The record is from the annotation of a GenBank genome assembly.
AUGAACACCAGUGUUGGGUACAUCGGUUGUUACGGCGCCGGAGAGGAGUGUGAUAUCAAUCGAUCCAAUGUACUUGACUUGCUUCAUGUAAAGAUUGCCAUCACACUGCCUUAUCUGCCAUUGUUGGUGCUGGCAGUUGGAGGUAACCUUCUUGUCUGCAAGACCAUCCUUUCUCGAAUGCGCCCUUCUGUGACACAUUUCUUUCUGCUUAACCUCAGCCUCACCGAUAUCCUAUCCACUUUUGCUGUGAUCCCCAUGACAGCCCUAGCUGACCUCUGGUUCGUUGAUUGGCCAUUUGGUGACUUUAUGUGCCGCCUAGUUCCCUUCAUUCAAUGCCUUACUAUACAGUCAACCAGCUUGACGUAUGUGAUUAUAUCAUGCGACCGGUUUGCUCUUGUCUUUCGGCCGUUGCGUUGGCGCAGAAAACUCUCGCUUUCGCGCGGCCGACUAGUAAUAAUGCUGGUUUGGCUGUUGGCCGCUUUUCAGGGGAUUCCGCUGUUCUUGGUGAAUGAGCUUGUCAUUAGCGAGAUUGGAGAAGCAAACGAACUCGAAGAUAAAAAUAACCGAGCGGAGAAAAACCCAAUUGGCAUAGGAAAUUAUACUUCUCUUAAGCUCAACGGUUCUGUGGAGGCUCUCUGUUUUUCCAAUCUGGCAUCGAAAGACUUGGUGUAUUCGAACCCUAAUUCUGCAUCAGUUGGUUCUCGCAGUGCGGAGGCAAGCAGCCAGGCGAGCGGAACCCGGGUCCAUUGCCAAGAGACAUGGACCCCACGGGCCGGUACCGCCUAUGGAGUUACGCUGAUGACGCUGCAAUACGUAUUGCCCUUGUGUCUGAUAAUCUCAUCCUACGCCGCCAUUGUUUGGCGUCUCUGGGGCCAAUCUGCGCCUGGAGAAUGUGACGUUGUGCGCGACAAGCGGAUUGCAAGGUCUAGACGAAAGGUAUGUAAGGGACAGCCAGCCUCUUAG